Molecule: messenger RNA, 6787 nt
Organism: Hypomesus transpacificus
Lineage: Eukaryota; Metazoa; Chordata; Actinopteri; Osmeriformes; Osmeridae
Gene: dtx1
Product: deltex 1, E3 ubiquitin ligase
Exons: 10
Coding region: 983-2908 (641 amino acids)
Biological process (GO): protein ubiquitination; Notch signaling pathway
Cellular component (GO): nucleoplasm
Molecular function (GO): zinc ion binding; ubiquitin protein ligase activity
Source: RefSeq, a predicted model, not a curated record
ACUCUACUCACUAUUCUCAUUUUCUGUCGCGACGUUCUAGUUGCCUGCGUCUGUAGCCAAUAAGGGAACGGUUAAGAUUAUCACGUUCAGCGAGACAGGUGUCCAUGAACCUUUGUGCGUAAUUUUGGACCAGUUUUACGGUUACAUCGGUUAUUUAUAAUAUGAGCGCAUGAAAGUAAGACAUGUUCUAAAGGGAAAAUAAUAAAGCCUAGCCUACCUCAAGGUGGCCCUGCAGUUCACACGUUCGGGAAAUUAUAAUUGGGGCAUGCAAUUGACUGUUUAUACAUAGCAGAGUUCGGAUAAACCGAGGCACGGAAGUAGCCCAUAACAACCUUUUCUUGGACAAAGAGCGGAGGAUUGUCUUAAUUUUUAGGAUACCAUCUCCAUAUCAUUUAUUCUUCAUGUAAGGAGCUGUAGAGUCGAAGAAGAUUUCUGUCACGAAGAUUUGCAGAUAUAAGAUAUAAUUUCAUCUGUUUCUCCCACUGCGGUGAGUGAACAUUUGGACGAACGCUUGCAUUAUUUGCGCCUUGUUUUUAUUGCACGGCAAGUUCGGGGACAUAUGCUACCUUUACCUGACAGCUUCUGACAUCGCAACCCACAGAGUAUCUCGUAUUUGGUGAGCAUUCUACAGAAGUCGGAGCCUGGCUCCCAUAGAAGCUUCCCACUGCAAAGCUCAUCAUCUGCCACUUCAAACACCACAAGCCACAAGAGGGACGAUCCUGCCUUUGGCAUUUCAGAAGACGCUGAUCAAAGACAGAGAAACUGUGCUCCAGGAAGAGGGGGAGGACCAAGUCGGACGACCCAGAUGACUCCUGUUUCCCCAAAGUCCACAUGACCGACGAGCACAUGAGCGACUGCUGACACGUCGUUUUCUUCUCUCUCUCGACGAUGUUUCGGCCACUUUGUUGACCCCUUCGCGUAGUCGUGGUCCUCUGGCACAGCACUUGCGACAGCUAAGACCAGCAGGCACCACUGAGGGCAGAUGGCUCGUCCAGGUUCUGGGGUGCUGGUGUCGGUCAACGGGCUCGGGUACCCCCCUCAGAACCUGGCCAGAGUGGUGGUCUGGGAGUGGCUGAACGAACAUGGACGCUGGAGGCCGUACAGCGCGGCUGUGUGCCAUCACAUUGAGAACGUGCUGAAGGGGGACGCCAGGGGGACGGUGGUGCUGGGACAGGUGGACGCCCAACUCGCCCCGUACCUCAUCGACCUGCAGUCCAUGCACCAGUUCAGACAGGACACAGGCACCAUGCGCCCGGUCCACAGGAACUUCUACGAGCCGUCGUCGGCGCCGGGGAAGGGCGUGGUGUGGGAGUGGGAGAACGACAGCGGCUCCUGGACGGCGUACGACAUGGAGAUCUGCGUGACGAUCCAGAACGCAUACGAGAAGCAGCACCCGUGGCUGGACCUCAGCUCGCUGGGGUUCUGCUACCUCGUCGACUUCAACUGCAUGGCUCAGACCAACCGGCAGAGCCAGCGCAAACGCCGGCUACGCCGCCGCAUGGACCUGGCCUACCCCCUCAUCAUGGGCUCCAUCCCCAAGUCCCAGUCGUGGCCGGUCGGCGCCAGCUCCGGACAGCCCUGCUCCUGCCAGCAGUGCAUCCUGGUCAACAGCACGCGGGCCGCCUCCAACGCCAUCCUGGCGUCCCAGCGCCGCAAGCUGUACGGGGGGGCGCCGGGGGUGCCGGGGGCCGCGGCGGGGACACUCACCGUGGUGCGGCAGAGCAACACCUUCGCGGGGACGUCCCUCUGGGCCCCGUCGUCCGGGGCGGGGAGCAACAACAACAACAUCAGCGUGGGAGGAGGCCACGCCAAGCCUGAGCAGGUGCCGUCGCCCGUGUCCAGCGCCAACUUCCCUUGCUCCCCCGCGCUGCCCUCCCUUCCGCAUGCCCACGCCCACGCCCACACCAUCAACGGACAGAACAACCUGAACAGACCGGGCACUCAGCGCAUUUCCAUGGGCUCAGCCAGAGGAGCUAUCCCGCCUGGGGUUCCUGCUCUCCCUGUGAAGAACCUGACGGGCUCUGGACCUGUUCACCCUGCACUAGCUGGCAUGACCGGUAUCCUGAUGUGUGCGGCAGGGCUUCCCGUGUGCCUAACCAGGGCUCCUAAACCCAUCCUGCACCCACCGCCCAUCAACAAGAGCGACAUGAAGCCUGUACCAGGGGUGAACGGCAUCUGCCGCAAGACCAAGAAGAAACACCUGCGGAGAGGAAAAAACCCUGAGGAGGUGGUGCGGAGAUACACGGAGAAGAUAAAAGUAGUCCCAGAUGAGGACUGUACCAUCUGCAUGGAGAGGCUGGUGAUGUCAUCGGGCUAUGAGGGGGUCCUGCAGCACAAAGGCAUCAAGCCAGAGCUGGUGGGCAAGCUUGGCAAGUGUGGCCACAUGUACCAUCUGCUGUGCCUGGUGGCCAUGUACAACAAUGGCAAUAAGGACGGCAGCCUGCAGUGCCCCACGUGUAAGGCCAUCUACGGGGAGAAGACGGGCACCCAGCCCCCUGGGAAGAUGGAGUACCACGUCAUCCCCCACUGCCUGCCCGGCUACCCAGAGGCUAAGACCAUCCGCAUCGUCUACGACAUUCCUGCAGGCAUCCAGACCACAGAGCACCCCAGCCCAGGGAAGAAGUUCAGUGCCCGAGGUUUUCCACGCCACUGCUACCUUCCCGACAACGACAAAGGCCGGAGGGUCCUGAAGCUCCUGAUCAGAGCGUGGGACCGCCGCCUCAUCUUCACCAUCGGCACGUCCAGCACCACGGGGGAACAGGACACGGUGGUGUGGAACGAGAUCCACCACAAGACCGAGUUUGGCUCCAACCUGACAGGCCACGGCUACCCCGACCCCAAGUACCUGGACAACGUGCUGACGGAGCUCUCCGCCCAGGGCGUGGGAGAGGACAACCUGAAGGACUGAGGGGCGGCGUGGGGAGAGUCGCCCCCGAGGAGCAUCCAUAACCCCCUUCUCCCUCCCAGCGAGGGGCUGGCCGUCUGCAUGAAGGGUCGUCAUCCAACAGGGAACGGUCUCUAACUCCCAAACACCCAAACCAAACAGAUGUGUUGGCAUACGACCAAAAGAUAAACAGCCAGUGACACGGUUGUGAUCAUUGUCAUGGUUCAGUAAUACUGUUUUUGCAUAUACCCAAAUAUGGUAACACUUGGUCAGCUGCUGUCUCUUUGUCCAUGCCUUGAGGAUUUUUAUGAUUGCCAGAUUGAUCUGAUAGGAUAAAGGAAAUUGUUUAAAAAAAAAUUGAUUUAAUUGAAAUGUGUUGAGAUGGAAUUUGAUGAGGAGCGUAGGCCAAUGAAGGAGAUGUAUUUGAGAAUGCUUUUUGAAAUAUUUGACAGUCACAUGUUUUGGAGUGACAUGUUGACCUAAAUGUUGGAUUUGAAUGUUGACAGCGUAUCUGUCAUUUUUAAGACAGUUGGUUUGGGCUCCUGAAACCUUAUCUAAGUUUAGUUUAUGGAAUGUUCAUCUAAAAGAUUAGGAAAUGGUGUUGUCUUUUGUGGUUGGUCAUUGUUUAGAAAACUUCAGGAAAUUGUCAAUAUGCAGAAUGUAUUUACAUUUUAAAUAGUUGGCUUUUGCCGAGUUUAGAUUCUCAAAUUCACACCAAUCCAAACCAGGUCUUUGUUGUGGUUGUUCAAGGAUUUGGUUGUAUUUUCCUUUUUUUAAAGGAGAGGCCUUUUGGUUUAUGAUUUAAUACAUCUUAACAUGCUGUACUUCAAAGGCCACCCUGAGGAGCGAACGGCCACCUCCGAUUGGCUCUCCCCAAAGCAAGCAGACAGCUGGCGUUCCGCCAGGCUGUCAAACCAAGGCUUCAACUGCAUGAUCCUGACUGAGAAAUACAGAUGAGAUAUGGUGGCUCGCCGUGAACGUUUAUUUUCAUGUGGUACCUUGAAAAGUAUCGUUCAAAGCCGGGCGUGAAAUAGGUUAAGCAAGCGUCUCACCAGCCAGUCAGAUGCUUGUUAAAAACUUGGGGAGAAUGUUAACGCUGAGGCAAGCAGACAGGACUCGUAACACGGCAAGGUGAAACACAUUUGUUUUGUUGACACACUGAUGAUGCUGACCUCUCGGAAGAAAGCCUGCCUUAUUAGCCUCCCUGUGGAGGAGGCUGGGACGCUGGCAUGAUCCAUCACACUCCCUACACGUGUGUGAGUGUGUGUGUGUGUGCCCCCACUGUAGCGUGAAUAAGCUCUGCCUUAGUCCUUGAGCGGAGAAACCAAACAUGUUUCUCAGUUGAGCAUCCACGGUCCUCCUUUGAGAGCGAGUGUCUCCUAAGAGAUCCAUGAUGGACAGACUUGCCCUCGCGGACAGUCCUUUGAUCCAGGAUCCCUGGGCAGGCCGCUAGGUGUGAUUCUGAGGUAUAAGCCCUCGCCCAGUGCCCCCUACGUUCCCCCUCAGCCAAUCAGCAGUUUGCUGGCCUGAGAGAGCUGGGUUUGUUGUCGACAAAGUACAGGAUGCGGAUGAUGUUGCUCUGGGAACAGUGGCUCCUUUCUGCUCUCUCCUCCGACAGGAUCCGAUCAGACCAGAGGCUCGUUAGUUUACCCGUUUUCGAUGGUCCUGGUUGGACGGUAUAUCUUACGACGUUGCUUGUCCUGUGUCGUGUGCAGUUUGUGAUGCAGCUUAAUUCUCUUCUCUGGAUAUUGUACAUUUUCGUGGGCGAAGGUGUUGCUGGUAAUCCUGAAGGGGUUGGUGUUGAGGUUUGUUGAACAGAUGCCCACCUCUGUGGGAUCGAUCUUUCGGAUGCUUUUGAAAACUUUGGACUGAAUCCUGGUCUUCCGUAGCACUUUGAGGCAGCAGUUUUCUUUAAUCAAUCCUUUCAUUUUAGGAAGAUGUCUUUAAUUGUAUUGGCUACAAUAUCUGCAGUUUUUUAUGUUGAUGUUUAUAAACUGUCUUGUAUCGCUUUAAAAUAUACUAUAUACACAUUUGCAGAUGUGAGAAACCUUUAAAUUUAAGCUCAUUUUGAGUCAUAUGGUGUAAGUUUAAUUUAUUUUUAUACUCUUCUAUAUAAGGAAAAUAUAAACACUCUCUACUUGCCCACAUAUCUAUAAACACAGGCACAUGAUAAACAUGAAAUACAUCAAAUCUGGCAAAGAAACAUUUGCCAGGAUGUCAGGGACUGUUGAAAUACGUAUGACAUGUUAUGAAGGUCUUAUAUUACCAGUAGUCUUAUUGUUGCAGAUGUUGUUACCUUGAUGUAGAACUUGUGUAGUUGACCCCCUGAAAGGGAUUCCAGUAAGUACAGUGAGUGUCUCUUUUUCAUUGGCUGGGGGGGCAUUUAACAGCAUGAUGUUGGCCAAACCCUAGGUGGAGAUCCUGUGAACCUGAAGGGGGAAACCACCCAGUCGUUUCUGUCCUAUUCUAAGCUUGUGAGAGUCAAACAAAGGUCAUUCAGCCUGCUCCAUUUGAAUGUUUACUUUCUAUUUUCGAGCUUUUUGUCGUCGCUCUCUUGAAUGGGAAUUUAGGAAAGAAAUGCUUCCAGUCUUUAUCAGGGAUAUUUUCUCCAUUUUAAGUGAGGCAUAUUGAAUUGUACAAAUACAGCUUGCUUGAUCAAUCUUUUUUCCCCCCUAUUUGUCUUACGUAUUCAAAAUGUUGUGUGUCAGUGAUAGGAAUAGAAUACUACAGGAUGCAAAACAUCUUGGCUUUUCAGGUGUGUACUUUCAGGAGAGUUUCAGAAGGACACAAGGGGUUGGUGUCUGUUUUUUGGAGAGAACAAAAAAAGGACUGGAGUUUAUGCAAUUAUAUAUCAGAGUAAACUAAUAGAUACUUGUGUGUAGCAAGAAAGGUCCGUUGGGGAUGGGAGUGUUGGUGUGUGGUUUUGUGUGAGGUGUCUACCUCACAGUUAUGACCAAGGGGAAACACAAAUCCAUUGGCUUUAUCUACAGAAGACAUAUUUUGGGUGUCUAUUCUGUUUGGGUUCGACCAAACAUUCACAUAACAUUGAUAUAUUAUGAUAAUCAAGAAUACAAUACUUUCCAUAUUUUACACACUGUAUUUUUUUAAGCUGAGGGACACGAGGUGACUUGUAAAGUUGCAAGGUGUCUUUUCCCGGUCAAAACAAACUUAACAGUAAUGCGUUUAAGCUACAUCACAUAUUAAACUAAUUUGUCUACUCUGCUCCAACAUUUUCUGUGUUUAUGUUUAGUUUGAGGAUGCGUUUGUGUCUCAAUGGGACCAUUUGUCUACUUUGCAGAAACGACUGCUUGAGAGAUUUAGACUUUCAUUCACUAACGACACGAUAACAUCUUCAAUGAAGUGCAUAUUUAGCAAGAUGUCGAACCGUGCUGUAAACAAGAUUGCUGACGAUACAAAAUGCAAAACGCGGUGUGUGGCUAUGUUAUGGAGUCAAUAGGAAUGGCAUCCAGGUGUUUCCUGGUUUUACUGUCACUGUGGACAUGUUUUCACUCCUGAUGGAGAGAAGUUGGAUUAGAGGGAUGAGAGUGAGACAGCGCUUGGCUGCUUUUCCAUCUCCUCAAGUUUCGUUCUUUGAAUACAUGCUAUCUUUUACAUUUUAACUGCCAUUCUUUCCACUGGCAAACGUGUCAAGUCAUGUGGCCAUUUUAAACUUCCAUUUUCUCUUCAUAAGCAUACAUAUUGCUCUUUUAAAAAAUGUUUCACAAAGAGAAAUGGAGGCAAACAGAUUAUAAACUAAAGGAAAUUAUAUGGAGAGAUAUUGUUAAAACUAUAAAGGGCUUCUUAAUCUAUCAGUCUUUAUUGAAUUGUGAUGACCUUGUUGCAUGUUUGUGUGUUUCCUGUGAACAAUAAAUGUACCCUUAACUGGGUGUCUGUUUGACCUUG